This is a messenger RNA of Arabis nemorensis, 837 nucleotides long. Lineage: Eukaryota; Viridiplantae; Streptophyta; Magnoliopsida; Brassicales; Brassicaceae. The record is from the annotation of a GenBank genome assembly.
AUGGCUGUGCCACUUCAAGCCAAGUGCACUCCAAGUCCCAUCACCAACAAUAUCCCAACAAAUCACCAUCCGUCGAUUCUCCGUGUCACUUGCUUGAUUACAACAACCACCACGUCUCACCCUAACAGUGUAAAGCUUGUGGUUGUGAAUCCUCCUCUGUCCAGUGACCCAACUCUGCAAUCGACAUGGACCCACCGGUUUUGGGUUGCAACGGGCUGCACCACCGUGUUAGUCUCCUUUGCCAAAUCUAUCAUUGGAGGGUUUGCGUCUCAUCUUUGGCUCGAACCAGCUUUAGCUGGUUUUUCAGGGUACAUGUUAGCAGAUCUAGGCUCUGGUGUCUACCACUGGGCCGUCGAUAACUACGGCGAUGAGUCAACGCCUUUGGUAGGAACCCAUGUCGAAGAUUCUCAAGAUCACCACAAGUCGCCUUGGACAAUCACCAGACGGCAAUUUGCCAACAAUUUACACUUUCUGGCUCGAACCACAACUUUGACUGUUCUCCCACUAGACCUUGCGUUUAGUGACCACGUGGUUCAUGGCUUUGUAAGCGCGUUUGCAUUUUGCGUAUUGUUUUGUCCGCAAUUCCAUGCUUGGGCUCAUGGAACCAAGAGCAAGCUUCCACCUCUCGCGGUGGUGUUGCAAGACACUGGGCUACUCGUUUCACGGACACAACACAUGAAUCAUCACCGAAAACCGUAUAACAACAAUUACUGCGUAGUGAGUGGAGCGUGGAACAAGGUUUUAGAUGGAAGUAAGGUCUUUGAGGCAUUGGAAAUGGUGUUGUAUUUCAAGCUGGGGGUGAGACCAAGGUCAUGGACCGAGCCACACUCUGAAUAG